AUGAUCACAGUAGCGUUGAAAUAUGAAGAACUACACCGUUAUUGCUACACUUGUAAGAGAAUCUCGCAAGAAGGGGGCACAAGCCCAGAGCUUUCUCCAACUCAAAGAGAAGUGAACAGAAUUGCUUGUCUGGAGCAAAUGGAGAAGGAGAAAUUGGCUGCUAGAGAAGCAUUCUCGGCUUCGGCAAAAGGCUUUGAGUCACACGCGAGGUUUCAUUCUCAGACGAAAAACCCCCAUAGCUAUGACUUAGACCGGAAACCAGUGGAUCCCCACAUGAGAAGAAACGAUCGAGCCAUAAUGGAGUAUAAUCAAACAGCAGAGUAUGAAGAUCUCCGUCAUAUAAUCUCAAGCAAGAGAGAUAAGAUCGCAAACACUGUUUGGAAUAGGCUUGACCAUAACUCUGAUGAAAAGAAUCCCCGAGAUCGGGAGAGGUAUUACCCAUAUCAGAAAGAAGUACGAGCAUACCCUAGAUGUCUUCAACGUAUCUCAGAGAGCCUUAAGACACAAGAUGAACGAGAAAUUGAACAAGAAAGAGAACGAAAAUCCGAGGAAGCUAGAAGAUGGAGGUUAAAAGGAAAAGCUAUCAUGGUGAGCUCAGGUGAUAAGGAAGCUAACUUAGAGUCUGGUCGUAUGGCUAGGGAUUCUUAA
This is a messenger RNA of Eruca vesicaria subsp. sativa (arugula), 648 nucleotides long. The record is from the annotation of a GenBank genome assembly. NCBI's taxonomy places the organism in Eukaryota, Viridiplantae, Streptophyta, Magnoliopsida, Brassicales, Brassicaceae.